Molecule: messenger RNA, 13219 nt
Organism: Danio aesculapii
Lineage: Eukaryota; Metazoa; Chordata; Actinopteri; Cypriniformes; Danionidae
Gene: dync2h1
Product: cytoplasmic dynein 2 heavy chain 1
Exons: 90
Coding region: 161-13042 (4293 amino acids)
Biological process (GO): microtubule-based movement
Cellular component (GO): dynein complex
Molecular function (GO): ATP hydrolysis activity; minus-end-directed microtubule motor activity; ATP binding
Source: RefSeq, a predicted model, not a curated record
ACCUUUUCGUUCACGGUAGCGGAUUAUUAGUUUUAAUUUUGCAGGAGUAAAUCCUCUUCAUUUGAAGGAUGGCUGUUAGCGUGACUGUUAGCCUAGCGUGCUAAUCCGUCCAGCAGAACUGAACAAACUCUCAACAUCCGACUUCUGCACACCGUAAAAGAUGGCGCCCGGAACCGACGAUCCUCGUAAACUCUUCAUCCUGACCACAGCAGGGAAUUACUUCAGCUUGGACACUGCAUCAUCUCUGUCCUCCUGCCGUCCACUUGAUAACUUCUUAGACGACGGGAAUGAGUUUCUUCUCGCUGUCACCAGACAAUCAGAAGAGCUCCAGUUCUCUAACAAGCUGGAAAAUAUGGACGGUGACGGCCGAGUUCUGGUGUUCUUCAAGCCUCAUCCGUGUGUGGUCUCGGAGGAGAACCUUCAGCGUUGCGUCCUGGUGUCCUCCAUGUUGGAGUCUCCCAUCAGUACCCUUUAUCAGGCCCUGCGUCAGGUCUACAGCCCCAUGCUGCUGCAGGAUGAUAAAUGGAGUCAGUCAUUCGAUUCAAAGCUUCAAUCUCUGCUCAGCGAUCUUGAAAUCGGACUGGGCUCUGUGCUUAGAAACUCAGACACAAAGGGUUCUGGGAAACGCAGUAAUUCGGAGAUGGAUGUGUCAAAUAUCAUGACUCCUCUAGAUGAAUUUAGCUUCUGGGCUGAUGUCAGUCACUCUGGACAGAAGAGCAGUGAGAGAGACAGAGCGGCACACUUCUGUGAGCUCUUCACCACCAUUGAGAAGGACUACAGUAACCUGGACAGUUUCAGUCUGGUGGAAGUACUGGACCUGAUUGAGAACACGCGUGAGACAGUAGACGAUGUGUGGAAGCAAAAUGAGCACACGCCUUAUCCCGAGACACGCAUGAUCAGACUCAUGGAUGUCAUAGGUGGAGCUCUCGGCAGGUUUGUUCAGAGGAAACUUGGUGAACUGCGCUUGUGGGAGGAUCCUUAUUUCACAGUGAGGGAGGGGCUUAAAGGGGGUGUGGCUGUGUGUGAGCAGUGGGUUGCGGCCUGUGAACACCUGACCGGUCAGGUGUGGAAACGCUACGCCCCUCAUCAGUGGACUGGAGAGAAGCACCGCCCACAGGGACUACAGAGCCUUGCACUGCGAUUGAAGGAGGUGGUGCAGGUCCGAUCUGUGUGUGAGAAGCUGCAGCGUUUGCUGUCUGGAGGGAAACAGCAGGUUUCAGCUGCACGUGUGUAUCAGCCAUUCACAGGUCUCAACCCAAUACACUACAACCCUUAUACUGAGCCCUUAUGGAGAGCUGCAGUGUCUCAGUUUGAUCGGCUCAUCGCUCCAGCAGAACAGGAAGCAGCUGGAAAGCUCAAGACCUUCAUAAUAGACGCGCAGGACAGUCCACAGCAGCUGCUGCAGGUGUUUCAGAAACACAGAGAUCUGAUCAGACGAGCCACGAUUAGCAAAGAACUGCAGCCUGAGAGAGAAACACUCCUCACACGCCUGCUGGACUACAACAGGGGACUGCGGGCAGAUUUUGAGAGCCGGUGUCACGGUACUCCAGGAGAGAAAACCGGCCCUCUAGCUGGAAGAAACCUUCCUGAGGUGGUCAACAAUAUUGUGUGGGUCAGACAGCUGCUGCUUAAGGUGGAGGACUCUCUGAAGAUGGCGGAUGCGCUGCUCUCUGAUCUGUCUGGGUUUCAGCCACUGCUUCGUUUCUCAGAUGAUCUGCAGGAGCAGCUGAGGUCUUAUGAGCAGGAGCAGUUUGAAGACUGGACCAGAGACCUGCUGUCAGGACUCUCUGAUCCCAAAUCUGGAAUCAGUUUGCAGGCCAGUAACCGUGUGAUGGAGUUGGACCACAUGGACGGGAAGCUGAGGAUCCAGUACUCGGACCGGCUGGUGAGUUUACUCCGAGAGGUACGGCAGCUCUCGGCUCUGGGCUUCACCAUCCCUGCAAAGAUCCAGCAGGCGGCAAACACGGCAGAGAAGUUCUACAGACAAGCCAUCAUCCUCAAACAGGUGGCUCAUUUCUACAACACCAUUGAUCAGCAGAUGAUCCCUUCUCAACGUCCCAUGAUGCUCAGCUGUGCUCUGGCCUUUGAACAGGUCAUCAAGCAGAAUCCUCGCUCUCAGUCUCGAGAUGAAGGUGGAAAGCUCCAGAUGACGUGGGAGAAUCCGAAAGAGCUGGAGCAGUACAUCAGCAAACUGCAGAGCGCCGCUGAGAGACUCUCCACAGAGAACCGCAAACUCAGAAAGUGGCAUACAGACUUCACUGACAAGGUGGUGUGUUUGAUGGGAGUGGAUCUGUUGCGUCAGCAGCAGAGAUGGAAAGAUGGUCUUCAGGAUCUCAGGGCUGGAUUUGCCACACUGGAGUCUCAGGGUUUUGGAGCAGGAGACAUGAGGGCCUGGCGGCAGCACUGGAACCAUCAGCUGUAUAAAGCUCUGGAGCAUCAGUAUCAGGUGGGACUGGAGGCCCUCAACAAGAACCUGCCGGAAAUCAACAUCGACCUCGUCUUCAAGCAGGGUCGUCUGCAGUUUCGUCCUGCGUUCGAGGAGGUCAGAGCCAAGUACUACCGUGAGAUGAAAAGGUUCAUCAGCAUCCCGAACCAGUUUAAGGGUGUAAGUGAGACAGGCGAGGAGCCCAUAUUCACCCGCAUGAUCGAAUGCAACGCCAGUGGCUUUCUGACCAUCUUUAGCAAAGCAGAACAUCUCUUCAGUCGACUCGCACACCUGCUGGACAAGUUUAAGGAUUGGGUGGUUGUGGGACAGGUGGAUGUAGAUGUUCUGGUGGAGAAACAUCUUCACAGUGUUCAGGACUGGGAGAGGAACUUCAAAGCUCUCAAAGCCAAAGGAAAAGAGGCCGAGCGCCUGCCCAGCUCAGAGAAGGUGGACUGCAUCACAGUGAACUGUGAGCCUGUGCGAGUGUCUGUGGAUGAUCUGAUCCAGAGGCUGUUUGAUGCCCUGCUGACGUCUCUCAGGAGAUCCAUACAGGGUCACAUUCAGGUGAUAGACUCGUUUGUAAACGGGGCGAUGGAGACAUUAUCUCUGCGCCCUGAGAGCAUCGAUGAGAUCGGAGAGGCUAAUGCCAAACACAGCCAAUUACAGACACAAAAACCUGAGGUUCUGCCUCAGUUCCAGCAGGCGGAGGAGAAGAACAGGCUGCUGCGCUCGGUGGCAGGUGGAGGUUUGGACACCAUCAGCUCCCUCAGAGCCAAAUGGGACAAAUUUGAGCUCAUGAUGGAGAGUCAUCAGCUCAUGAUCAGAGAACAGGUGGAGGUGAUGAAGGGGAACGUGGAGUCUCGUGUUCAGGUUUACCAGCAGGACCUGCAGAAGUUCAGAGCUCGCUGGGAUCAGCUCAAACCAGGAAAUGACAUCAUCGACUCUGGAGACCAUGAGGCUCUGCAGCGCUGCGUUCAGAUCAUCCGUGAGCGACGGGCCGAGUUCAGCGAGCUAGAAAACACACGCAUAAAACUCAUGGAGGACUGUGAACACUUCAAUCUGAGCUCUCCUGAUGGGACGCUGGCCUCAGACACGCUGCGGGACCUACAGGACUGUUCACAGAUGUGGGAGCUCUAUGAGGAGUUUCACAGCGGACUGGAGGAAAACGCACAGCACGACUGGAUUUCAUUCAGGAGUAAGACUCACGUGUUUGAGGAGUUUCUAUUUGCCUGGCAUGAUCGUCUGAGGAAGCUGGAGGAGCACAGCAGCAUGUCUGUCAAACUGCAGAAGGAAGUGGACAGAUAUAAGGCUGUGGUUCCAGUGCUGAAGUAUGUGCGAGGUGAGCAUCUCUCUCAGGAACACUGGCUGGAUCUGUUCCGACUCAUUUCUCUGCCCAGGGGAUCCACACUGGAGACACUUCAGUUCAGAGACCUGCUCAGAGUGGCAGAUAACAUCAUAGACAAAACUCUGGAGCUCAAGGAUCUGAACAGUCGUGCUCAGGCCGAGGUCUCCAUCCGUGAGGCUCUACGAGAGCUGGAGCUUUGGGCCGCCGGCGCCAGCUUCACCCUCACAGACUACACAGACACUCAGGGCUGCUCUCUGCCCGUCAUCAAGGACUGGAGGGACGUGGUCAACCAGGUGGGAGACAACCGCUGUCUCCUUCAGUCGCUCAAAGACUCGCCAUAUUACCUGCGCUUCCAGGACAAAGUGUCUCUGUGGGAAACACGGCUGGCUGACCUUGACGAGUACCUGCACAACCUCAACACCAUCCAGAGGAAGUGGGUCUACCUGCAACCCAUAUUUGGUCGAGGGGCGUUGCCAAGGGAACAGGCCCGCUUUCAGAGGGUGGACCAGGACUUCAGGGCCAUCAUGUCAGACGUUCAGAGGGACAGCAGGGUCGUGUCUCUCACCACUCGAGCAGGAAUCAGGAACUCUCUGGUCACCAUCCUGGACCAGUUACAGCGCUGCCAGAAAUCCCUCAACGAGUUCCUGGAGGAGAAGCGUUCUGCAUUUCCUCGAUUUUACUUCAUCGGAGAUGAUGAUCUGCUGGAGAUUCUGGGACAGGCCACAAACCCUACUGUCAUACACACACACCUCAAGAAACUUUUUGCAGGCAUCAGCAGUGUGGAGUUUGAUCAGAGUUUUCAGAGCAUCACAGCCAUGAGGUCACUGGAGGGCGAAACGGUGCCGCUCAUCAACACCAUCAGCAUCUCCAACGACGUCGAGGUUUGGCUGAGCGCUCUGUCUGCAGAGAUGAAAAACACCCUCAAACAUCUUCUGUGUGAGUGUGUGAAUUCUGGAAAGAAAGGAAAUGUGGAUCCCACACGCUUCCCUUCUCAGGUUCUGUGUCUGGCAGAGCAGAUUGAGUUCACAGCUGCUGUGGAGAUCAGCAUCCGGCAGCAGAACCUCCAUCAGCUGGAGCAGCAGCUCACAGCCAAACUGGAGAACUACACCAGUGUGGACACCAGCACUGACAACACCACAGAGUCACGUGUUCUGCAGAUGAAACUGAAGGCUCUGAUUCUGGACGUGAUCCACAACAUCUCAGUGGUGCAGAGUCUGAGACAAGCCCAGAUUAACAGCACUGACGACUGGAUGUGGAAGAAACAGCUGCGCUUUUACCUGAACGCAGACCAGAGCUGCUCCAUACAGAUGGUGGACGCAGAGUUCAGAUACACAUAUGAGUACCAGGGUAAUGCUGCAAAACUGGUCCACACACCACUGACGGAUAAGUGCUAUCUGACCCUCACGCAGGCCAUGAAGAUGGGUUUGGGCGGAAAUCCUUACGGGCCUGCAGGAACUGGAAAAACAGAGUCGGUCAAAGCCCUGGGAGGAUUGUUCGGAAGACAAGUGCUGGUCUUUAACUGUGAUGAGGGUAUAGAUGUGAAGUCCAUGGGCCGGAUCUUCGUGGGUCUGGUGAAGUGUGGAGCGUGGGGUUGUUUUGAUGAGUUCAAUCGUCUAGAGGAGGCUGUUCUCUCUGCCGUCUCCAUGCAGAUCCAAGACAUCCAGAACUCACUGAAGAACCAUCGCUCCACCUGCCAGCUGCUCAAUAAAGAGGUGGAUUUGGACUCGAACUCAGGGAUCUUUAUCACUAUGAAUCCAGCGGGAAAAGGAUACGGAGGACGACAGAAGUUGCCGGAUAAUCUGAAGCAGCUCUUCCGACCGGUUGCCAUGACGAGUCCUGAUAAUGAGCUCAUCGCUGAGGUCAUCCUGUAUUCUGAGGGAUUUAAGGAAGGAAAGGCACUGGGACGGAAACUUGUGGCUAUAUUCAAUUUGGCCAGGGAGCUGUUGACGCCUCAGCAGCACUAUGACUGGGGUUUACGUGCACUGAAGACAGUUCUCAGAGGCUGUGGGAGUUUACUGCAGUUACAGAGACUGAACAACAACAACCCCUUGAAGGAGAGUGGAUUGGUGGUUCAGGCUUUGAGGUUGAACACCAUGUCGAAGCUGACGUUUGCUGACAGCUCUCGGUUUGAUGCUCUGGUCAGAGAUGUGUUUCCUGGAGUGGACUUUAAGGAUGUGGAGUACGAGACGCUCAAGUCUGCACUGCUGGCUGUGUAUGAAGAAGCACAUCUGGAGAUCAUACCCAGUCAGCUGAAGAAGGCGGUGGAGUUGUACGAGCAGCUCCGUCAGAGGAUGGGUGUGGUGGUGGUCGGGCCCAGCGGCGCAGGAAAGUCCACUCUCUGGCGGAUGCUGAGGGCGGCACUGGGAAAGACGGGGCGACUGGUCAAACAGUACACCAUGAACCCCAAAGCCAUGCCACGCCAGCAGCUCCUGGGACACAUCGACAUGGACACAAGAGAGUGGUCUGACGGGGUCUUGACAUCCUCCGCAAGACAGGUGGUGCGAGAGCCUCAGGAGGUGAGCUCCUGGAUUAUAUGUGAUGGAGACAUUGAUCCUGAGUGGAUUGAGUCCUUAAACUCUGUCCUGGAUGAUAACCGCUUACUGACCAUGCCCAGUGGUGAGAGGAUUCAGUUUGGCCCCAACGUCAACUUCCUGUUCGAGACCCACGAUCUGAGCUGCGCUUCACCAGCCACCAUCUCCCGCAUGGGCAUGAUCUUCCUCAGUGAUGAAGACACUGAUGUUGGCUCUCUGGUGAAGUCGUGGCUGAAGCGUGAGGAUGAGGACUGCAGGAUGAAUCUGGAGAACUGGCUCAAUGAUUAUUUCCACAGAGCUCUGGAGUGGGUCCUCAAACAGAGUGAUUUUGUGGUGGACACCAGUCUGGUUGGGACAGUGCUGAACGGUUUGUCUCAUCUGAGUGGUGUCAGGGAGAGAGGAGAGUUCAUCGUUGGCCUCAUCCGCGGUUUAGGAGGAAACCUCACACUCAGAUGCCGACAGGACUUCGCCAAGGAGGUUCUGAGCUGGGCGAGAGAAAGCCCUCCUGACCCCCGGAAGCCUCUGGACACAUACUAUGAUCCAGCGUCUGGUCGUCUGUGUGUGUAUGAGCUGCAAAGAGGAGAGAGUGUGUGUGAGGAGGAGCUCAGUGACCCUCACAAUUUGCCAGUCAUUCACACACCGGACACACAGCGCAGCCUUCACAGCUUCAGCCCGUGGCUCUCGGCCAAUCACAGACAGCCAUUCCUGCUGGUGGGACCUGAGGGAUGUGGGAAAGGGAUGCUCCUGCGCUGUGCGUUCUCUCAGCUUCGCUCCACUCAGGUGUCUGUGGUUCACUGCAGCGCUCAGACCUCCUCUCGUCACGUCCUGCAGAAGCUCCAGCACACGUGUCUGCUCAUCAGCUCCAACACGGGCCGCGUCUACCGGCCCAAAGACUGCGAGAGGCUGCUGCUCUACCUCAAAGACAUCAACCUACCCAAACCUGACAAAUGGGGCACCAGCAACCUCAUCGCCUUCCUGCAGCAGGUGUUGACGUAUCAGGGCUUCUAUGAUGAGAAUCUGGAGUGGGUCGGGCUGGAGAAUAUUCAGAUCGUGGCCUCCAUGUCAGCAGGUGGAGCGGUGGGACGACACACACUCACCUCACGCUUCACCUCUAUUGUUCGCAUCUGCACUAUUGAUUAUCCUGACAGAGAGCAGCUGCAGACCAUCUAUAGUGCGUACCUGAAACCUGUGCUGCAGAGGACUCUGGGCAAUGAUCCCACAUGGAGCUCUUCAGGAAAGAUCCACCAGCUCGCCGGCUCAUUGGUGCAGGUCUACGAGCAGGUGAAGGCUAAAUUCUCAGUGGAUGAUCACAGUCAUUACCUGUUCACUCCAUGUUUACUCACAGAGUGGGUCCUGAAUCUGCUGCGGUACGACCUGAGCGCAGGUAAAUCCGCUGUGGACUCAGUGCUGGAGGUGGUUGUGUAUGAAGCUCGCCGGCUGUUCAGGGAUCGCAUCGUUUCCUCUAAAGAUCUGAACGUGUUCGAUAACAUCCUGUCCUCCGUCAUCAGGGGCGACUGGGGCUCUGACACACUCGACAACAUGACAGAUGUAUAUUUUGUGACGUGGGCUGCGUCUCAUGAAGGACGUUCCCCUGGUCAACCUCUUCCACCCCAUGGCAGAAAACUGGCACGUCUGAACGCCAGUGACCUCAGUGAGAUCAUACACAAGGGAAUCGUCCUGUAUGGUCGUGAUAACCGUGAGCUGGAUAUCCUGCUGUUUCCUGAAGUUCUGGACUACAUGUCCCGAGUGGACCGUGUUUUGACCUCUCCAGGCGGUUCGUUGCUGCUAGCGGGUCGUAGCGGUGUCGGUCGGCGUACAGCUACAUGUGUGGUCAGCCACAUGCACGGAGCCACUCUCUUCACACCCAAAAUCUCCCGCUCGUACUCGCUCAAACACUUCAAAUCUGACCUGAAAACUGUCAUGCAUUCGGCCGCUGUGGAUGGACAGCAGGUGGUUUUGCUGUUAGAAGAUCAUCAGUUUGUUCAUCCUUCCUUUCUGGAGAUGGUCAACAGUCUGCUGUCCUCAGGUGAAGUUCCUGGCUUGUACUCCACUGAAGAGCUGGAGCCUUUGCUGGGGUCUCUGAAAGAUCAGGCGUCACAGGAUGGCUUCACCGGGCCAGUUCUCAACUAUUUCUCACACCGCGUUCAGCAGAACCUCCAUGUGGUUUUGAUCAUGGACUGCACUAACGAACACUUCACCAUUAACUGUGAGAGUAACCCUGCACUCUACAGGAAGUGCUCAGUGCAGUGGAUGGAGAACUGGAGCGACAGCAGCAUGAAGAAGAUCCCAGAGAUGCUGCUGUCCAGGAUUGAAGAAGACGAGAAAAAUGAAGACAAGCAGAGGAAGAAGAAGAAGUCUGCAUCAGUGCACGCAGAGCUCUAUCGCUCCUUCCUGGCGAUCCACGAGUCGUGUCGAGAGUUUGGAGCCACACCGAGUCAAUACCUGAACUUCCUGCAGGUCUACCAGUCCAUCUACAGCUCCAAACGCAAAGAGCUGACGCACAAACAACAGCACCUGCAGGCGGGCGUGGCCAAGCUGAACGAAGCAAAGGCAUUGGUGGAUGAGCUGAAGAGGCGGGCCGCCGAGCAGAGCAGUUUACUAAAGACCAAACAGGCCGAAGCAGACGCUGCUCUGCAGGAGAUCACAACCUCAAUGCAGAACGCCAGCGACCAGAAGACGGAGAUGGAGAGGAUCAAGGAGAGGAUGGCACACGAGGUCUCCAAGAUUGAAGAGCGCAAGAAGAAAAUCGAUGAGGAGCUGCGAGAGGUUCAGCCGCUGGUGGAUGAGGCGAAGCAGGCCGUGGGGAACAUUAAAUCCGAGUCUCUGUCUGAGAUCCGCUCGCUCCGCAUGCCGCCCGACGUCAUCCGAGACAUCCUGGAGGGAGUGCUGAGGCUCAUGGGAAUCUUCGACACGUCCUGGGUCAGCAUGAAGAGUUUCUUAGCCAAGCGGGGAGUGAGGGAGGAGAUCGCCACGUUUGACGCCAGAAACAUCACUCAUGAAAUCCGGCAGAGCGUGGAGGAGCUGCUGCACAGAAACAAGGCUUCCUUUGACCCCAAGAACGCCAAGCGAGCGAGUGCCGCCGCGGCUCCUCUGGCCGCCUGGGUGAAGGCUAACGUCCAGUACUCACAUGUGCUGGAGAAGAUCGAACCGCUGCAGACGGAGCACGCCGGACUGAUGGAAAACCUGCGCAAGACCGAGAACCGCAAGAACAGGCUGGAAAAGGAGCUGAACUCUGUGGGAGAGAAAGUUCUGGAGCUGAAGGAGAAGUUUCAGUGUCGUACGACUGAAGCCGCUAAACUGGAGUCUGAGGUGAGCCGUGCACAGGAGACCAUCAGUGCGGCUGAGAAACUCCUGCAGCAGCUGGAUGGAGAACACACACGCUGGACAGCACAGGUGGAUGAGAUCAGUGAGGAGCUGGACACUCUUCCUAAGAGAGCUCAACUCUCUGCUGCUUUCAUCACGUAUCUGCCUGCGGCUCCUGAGGACCAGCGGCGCAGCAGUCUAGACCACUGGAUGAGCAGCUCAGGACUGCAGAAAUUUGACCUGCGCCACUUCCUGUGUUCUGAGAGCGAGCAGCUGAUCUGGAAGAGUGAAGGUUUGCCGUCUGAUGACCUGUCCAUGGAGAACGCUCUGGUCAUCCUGCAGAGUGCUUCUUGUCCAUUCUUGAUCGAUCCGUCGUCUCGUGCAACAGAAUGGCUGCAAACUCACCUGAAAGCCCAUCGUCUGGAGGUCAUAAACCAACAGGAUGCUAACUUCAUGACAGUGCUGGAGUUAGCAGUGCGCUUUGGUAAAACUCUGAUCAUUCAGGAGAUGGACGGUGUUGAACCGGUGCUUUAUCCUCUGCUGCGGCGAGAUCUCAUUGCACAGGGGCCGCGAUACGUGGUGCAGAUUGGAGACAAAGUGAUGGACUAUAAUGAGGAUUUCCGUCUGUUUCUGGCAACCCGUAACCCCAGUCCCUUCAUCCCUCCUGACGCUGCGUCUGUCAUCACUGAGGUCAACUUCACCACCACCAGAGCUGGACUCAGAGGACAGCUGCUGGCGUUGACCAUCCAGCAGGAGAAACCAGAGCUGGAGAGCCAGAAAACCCAACUCCUGCAGCAGGAGGAGGAGAAGAAGAUCCAGCUCGCUCAGCUGGAGGAGUCACUGCUGGAGACUCUGGCUACAGCUCAGGGAAAUAUCCUGGAGAAUAAGGAGCUGAUCGAGUCUCUAAACCAGACGAAGGCCAGCAGUGCUCUGAUCCAGCAGUCCCUGAGCCAAUCCCACCGCCUGCAGACCUCCCUCGACCAGGAAAGAGACGCGUACCUGCCGCUAGCGGAGACGGCUAGCAAGAUGUAUUUCGUCAUUACAGAUCUGUCUAAGAUUAACAACAUGUACAGGUUCAGUCUGGCGUCAUUCCUGCGGCUGUUUCACCGAGCACUACAGACCAAACAGGAAAGUGAGAGCACUGAUGUGAGGAUCUCUGCGCUGGAGAGCAGCCUGAAGAACAUGGUGUAUGAGUAUAUCUGCCGCUCGCUCUUCAAGGCCGAUCAGUUGAUGUUUGCUCUGCACUUUGUGAAGGGAAUGAAUCCAGAGCUCUUCCAGGAGAACGAAUGGGAUGUUUUCACUGGCCUCAUUGUUGGAGAUAUGGUUCGGAAGACGGAUUCCCAGAAGUCUCUGCGAGAACAGUUUCCUUCUUGGAUUGAUCAGGAGAGACUGAUGGCAGUGGCUCUGCUCAAGAGCACAUUCCCAGUGCUGUAUCAGUCUCUCUGUCUUAGCGACGCAGACCUGUGGGUCUCCUUCUUACGCAGUUCCUGCUGCGAACAGGAAAUCCCACCUCCCAUUGCCAAGAAGAUCUCCCUAUUUCAGCAGAUGCUGGUGGUUCAGACGUUACGACCAGAUCGCUUACAGAGCGCCAUGGCUGUGUUCGCAUCACAAGCUUUGGGGAUGAAGGAGCUGUCUCCUCCUCCGCUGAAUCUGAAGCACCUCUAUGAAGAGACCCUGGAGACGGAGCCGGUCCUGCUCAUCAUCUCUGCAGGUGCAGAUCCCUCUCAGGAGCUCCAGGAGCUUGCCGGAAACAUUGUGGGCCGAGAAAACUACCAUGAGGUGGCGAUGGGUCAGGGUCAGGCUGAUGUGGCUCUGCAGGCUCUCAGAGAGUGUGUUCGCUCAGGUGAUUGGCUGUGCCUGAAGAACCUGCACCUGGUCACAGCAUGGCUCCCCCUGCUGGAGAAGGAGCUCAACAACAUGAAACCCAAAGCUGGUUUCAGGCUCUGGUUGACUGCUGAAGUGCAUCCCAAAUUCACUCCUAUACUGCUCCAGUCCAGCCUGAAGAUCACCUAUGAGGCUCCUCCAGGGCUGAAGAAGAACCUGAAGCGCACGUAUGAGACGUGGAGCGCGGAGCAGAUCAGUAAAGGUGGGCUUCUGGCUCGGGCUCAGUCUCUCUUCUGUCUGGCUUGGUUUCACGCCGUGUGUCAGGAGAGACGCAACUAUAUUCCACAGGGUUGGACGAAGUUUUAUGAGUUUUCUCUGUCAGAUCUGAGAGCCGGCUUCGAGAUCAUCGACCGUCUGUUUGAAGGCGGGAAGGCGUUUCAGUGGGACUUUGUGGACGGUCUCCUGGAGAACAUCUACGGCGGCCGCAUUGAUAACGUGUGUGACCUGCAUGUGCUGCGCUCGUACCUGCAGCAGUUCUUCAACGCUCAGCUCCUGUCACAGUCACGCAAGAAAACACAUGCCUUCCCUGCACAGAUACACCUGCCCAACUCCUGCAGUAUAGCGGAUUAUCGUGUGGUGGUGGAUUCUCUUCCUGAGGACGACAGACCCAGUUUCUUCGGCCUGCCUGCAAACAUCGAGCGCUCUUCACAGAGGAUCAUCAGUUCUCAGGUGAUCUCUCAGCUGAGGAUUCUGAGCAGACCUGUAGCAGCAGGAUCUAAGUUCGACAGAGAGCUCUGGUCUAGUGCGCUCUCACCUGUGCUCAACCUGUGGAAACGGCUCAACCAGGGUUCAUCGUUAAUCCAUCAGAAGGUGACUUUACCCAGCGAGAAUGUCGGCUCUCCUGUUCUCUCAUUCGUCCAGCUGGAGCAGUUUAAUGCCGUGCGAUUGGUCCAGAGCAUUCACCAAUCGCUGGCCUCGCUCAGUAAGGUAAUUCGAGGCACGUCCCUCCUGACGGCUGAUGUACACAAACUGGCAACUGCACUCCUGAACCAAGAGUGUCCGUUGAGUUGGCAGAAUAAAUGGGAAGGCCCUGAAGACCCGAUGCAGUAUCUGCGAGCCGUGGUUUCCAGAGCACUCGCCAUUCAGGGAUGGGUGGAGAGGGCAGAGAGAGGUGGACUGCUGUCGGAAAUGCUGGAUCUGUCAGAGCUUUUCCACCCAGACACUUUCCUGAACGCCCUGAGACAGGAGACCGCCAGGUUGAUGAGCUGCUCUAUGGACAGUCUGAAGUUUGUUACUACAUGGAGAGGUCAGAUCACUGAAGCCAAACUACAAGUGAAGGUUGGGGGUUUGCAGUUGGAGGGUUGUAGUUUUGAUGGAAACCGUCUAUCUGAGAGCCAUCAUGACUCUCCCAGUGUGUCCUCCGUUCCUCCAUGCCACAUGGCCUGGAUCCCACAGAGCGCUGUGGGCUGUUAUUCUCCAGACGAGUGUAUCUCUCUGCCGGUGUACAGCAGUGCUGAACGUGUGUGUGUGGUGACAAACGUACAGCUGCCAUGUGCUGGAGAUCAUGACACGUGGAUCCAAAGCGGAGCGGCUCUCUUCCUAAAACAGCAGUAACACACACACACACACACACACACUCUCUUUAUACUGACAUUAGAAUCACUUUAGAUGUUUCUGAUGGUCUUGGUCUUCAUAUGAUGGUGUUUUGCUGCAUUACAGCGGCUGUGAGACUGUAGUUUUAUUCAGUCUUUUAUUCUGCAGAUAUUUAUAUGAUCAAAUAAAAGAUUUAUC